Messenger RNA from Dermacentor albipictus, 1710 nucleotides. RefSeq lists its product as uncharacterized. Lineage: Eukaryota; Metazoa; Arthropoda; Arachnida; Ixodida; Ixodidae. The record is from RefSeq and is a predicted model, not a curated record.
UUUUUAUACAUAUAUAUUAGGGAUUACCUUGGAGGGAUCGCUGUGGCUGGCUUGGUCGUGUUUGCUUUGGCUGGCGUCACGACCUACGUGCUGAUGAGGACGGCGCCAGGAAAAGCUGCAGAGGGUGCCAGAGCACGUGGCCUUCAAAGCGCCAACCAGAGCAGCGUGGCGACCGUCACCAUGGCAACCAAGGCCUUGCCGAAAGCCUGGCGUCGCGAGCACGAGGACGUGACUGCGGUGACGACGACGACGACGACCACGACGACUCCCGCCACCAGCACGACCUCGUCAACGACGACAGAUACAAAGCCGACGACCACUAGAAAUGAGGCGACCUCCAGGUUGGCAAUAGAGGCCGAGACCGCAGAGGCCGAGAUUGGAGAGGCCGAUACCGGAGAGGCCGAGACCGGAGAGGACAAGACCGGAGAGGACGAGACCGGAGAGGACGAGAACGUUCAGUACACCCGAGCAAAGCAUAUCCCUCGUCGAACGAAGCAUCCAGCGAAGCCUCAAGACAAUGAAGUUACCCUGGCGCCUGAAGAAACUACUCUGUAUGAAGCCGCUCAGGUACCGACGCCUCUGAUGUGCGUCACGGGCAGGAUGAAGAGAUCUCCUGCCUUGCCAGAGGACGGGCUCUGCGAUUACAUGAUCUACAGUGCGGUCAGCGUCAACACGAAAAGUAGCAAGAACCCGACCAAGGUGGCAGUCGCCAAGCGUCCAGUAGGAAACGUGGUAACCUACAAAGAAUUCAAGAAACGAGCCAAAGAAGCGAAGAGUACGAAGUUCGCCGUGUCCUUCGAAGGCGACUUCUUGGUUCACGGAGAGAAGUACGUGCACAUGUACCCCAGGGAGAUAUUCGUGCCUUUCAUCGACGGAAACAUCAAGGGCUUCGGUGUGGCCUACCUCGACAUGGACAUUACAACCUACCUGAAGCACCAUCAAAGCCGCAUCGAGUACACCAUCACUCGCAUGGAUGUCGUCGUGAAGAAGCUGGACAAGUCUGCCUACAGCUUCUUCAUCAUCGCUGCUCUCGCGCCCAAAGGAGAGGACAGGAGCACCUUUGCCAACCAACUUUACGACACCGUACACGAGUACCCAACAGUGUUUGUCAGCCAUCUCACAAACACGAAGGCGAAGCCCUGCCGGGUGCUGCCUUCGAGCUUCUGGAAGUACGAGGACACCAACAACUCCUACAUCGCCAGCAUCAAAGACGCCCUGCGCAUGAAGCGCGUGAUUAACCGGUACGACAUUCACCACGUCGUGUCCUUCACGGCGGCAGUCUUCUCGUUCACCAUCACCAAGAAGACGGCAAAGAACAUCGAUGGCUGGACCAACCUGCAGUGUGCGCGCUGCCAGGUUUUCUCGAUGAACGAAGUUUGCAAAGGGGUCAACUUCACGGUAGGUACGAAGGGAAAGAAGGUCGGGAUACACUACGACUACAGAGAAGCCGACAGAACCUGGAGAACCUACGAAACCCAAGAAUCCAUAUCAAAAAAGCUGCAGCUGGCGUUUUCUCACAUGAGAGCCCACGGGAACACGGGAACCGGAGUUGCCAUGUUCGACAUCGACGCCGACGUAGCGAACAAGUGCGGUGCCACGUACCGGUACCGGAGGCUGAAACAUCUCAAAGACGCCAUGUUGAGGCUAAGGCAAAUCAACGAGGACCAGAAUAAAGCAGCUGCCACCUGACUGCCGCUAUGAUCGAGCGCU